This is a messenger RNA of Triplophysa rosa, 2023 nucleotides long. RefSeq names its product solute carrier family 29 member 1b (gene slc29a1b). Gene Ontology annotation, biological process: nucleoside transmembrane transport; uridine transmembrane transport. NCBI's taxonomy places the organism in Eukaryota, Metazoa, Chordata, Actinopteri, Cypriniformes, Nemacheilidae. Gene Ontology annotation, molecular function: nucleoside transmembrane transporter activity. The coding region runs from base 128 to 1444 and encodes 438 amino acids. The record is from RefSeq and is a predicted model, not a curated record. The transcript has 13 exons. Gene Ontology annotation, cellular component: plasma membrane.
CGCCUGUUCACGUGAACAUCUACAGCAGGGUGGAAAGAGUUGAAAUCGGUGAAAAGCUUUUAGAGAAACACAUUUUGACACAAGACAAAGGGCUGUUGGAGGUCUUUCUUCUGGCUCUUUCGCAGAAAUGGACCCUCAGGUGCCGAAAGAUAAAUAUAAUGGCGUCUGGUUGAUUUUCUUCAUGUUGGGUUUAGGCACUCUGCUGCCAUGGAAUUUCUUCAUGACCGCAACCAUGUAUUUCACCAGUCGUCUCUCAGACCCACAGCCUUUGAAUGAAGGAAACUUCUCUGUCAAUCAAACCCAAGCUGAUACACAGAGCGUUUUACAAUCCAAAUUUAAUAAUGUGAUGACAUUGUGUGCUAUGAUGCCCCUGCUGGUGUUUUCGUGUCUGAACUCAGUUCUUCAUCAGAGAAUUCCUCAGAAGUUCAGAAUAGCAGGAAGUUUGGCGGCGAUCCUGCUGCUGUUUUUAGUGACCGCAAUUCUGGUGAAAGUCGAUAUGGAACCGCUGCCUUUCUUCAGCAUCACCAUGAUCAAAAUCAUCUGCAUCAACUCGUUUGGAGCUGUCCUGCAGGGAAGUCUCUUUGGAAUGGCCGGUGUCUUACCAGCAUCAUACACGACACCCAUCAUGAGCGGCCAGGGGCUCGCAGGGACCUUCGCGGCCUUCGCAAUGAUCUGCGCCAUCGCCAGUGGUUCGGCUUUGAAGGACAGUGCGUUUGGGUACUUCAUCACAGCGUGUGUUGUUAUAGCUGUCGCAAUGGCAUCAUAUGUUGCCCUUCCAAAACUGGCGUUUUAUCAACACUAUCAGAGUAACCAGAGUAAAGCUGAUGAGGAUGAGGAGAAUAAGCUGGGCUUGAUGAAGAAAGAUCAGAAUAAACAACAACUCGGCGCCAUUGAAGAGAGCAAACAAACCACUUCAGUCUUGAGCAUCUUUAAAAAGCUCUGGGUUAUGGCUCUCUCUGUGUGUUUUGCUUUCACAAUCACCAUCGGCACAUUUCCUGCUGUUACUGUGGAUGUUAGGAGCACUAUUGCUGAUGGUGGAGCUUGGGAGAAGUAUUUCAUCCCUGUGUCCUGCUUUCUCUGCUUCAACGUGUUUGACUGGGCGGGUCGCAGUCUCACAGCUGUGUGUAUGUGGCCUGGUAAAGACAGUAAGUUACUGCCGGCUCUGUUAUUGGCUCGUGUGAUAUUUGUCCCUCUCUUCAUGCUGUGUAACGUUCAGCCGCGCUACAAUCUGCCUUUGUACUUCACACAUGACGGCUGGUUCAUCGCAUUCAUGAUCCUCUUUGCCUUUUCUAAUGGAUAUCUGGCCAGUCUCUGCAUGUGCUUUGGACCCAAGAAAGUGGAUCCGAGCGAGGCGGAGACGGCUGGAGCGAUCAUGGCCUUCUUCCUCUCGCUAGGUCUCGCUCUCGGAGCAUCUCUGUCUUUCUUGUUCCGAGGGAUCGUCUGAGUCUUCAGUUUGCACAUGAACAGAGAUUUGAGACUGUUCUCCACAUCUGAAAACAGACUGAUGGUCCAUACGAGUCCUGGAUGAAACUCAUGAACAGAUCGGCUGUUUGAGUCGCGAGGAGGAACGUCAAGGAUCUCAGAGGAUGAGACUGAUCUGACGCAGGACAGGACGCGAGUCUUAAAUCGACUUUUACCCCAAAAUGAAAAUUUUGUCAUCAUUUACUCACAAUUUUCCUUGUCAUCCUUAGGAAAAAACAUCCUAACAGCUACGGAGUAAAAGAACUAUUUUUAUUUUUGGGUGAACUAUUCUUAUGCCUCUUAUUUUUCGUAGUAGUCGAUUUUAUUCUUUUUAAGACGUAUUUGUUAUAGCACCUAACCAUCAUUUGACAUUUAUUGCACACGUCUAUUACAGCUGCCUUUAAGAUAUAUUUGUAUCAAAGCAUAUUUAAGAUGAAUAUUUUUGCAAUGCUUGUCGUUGUAUGUUUGCAUAAUCAUUUUUAAUAUAAACUUUUGUUUACUUUUAUUUUCAUAGAAGUUUUUAUGCAUGGUUGAAGCUUUCAUUUACAAAAACCACUUUUAA